AUGCCACGUAACGACGGUUACAAGAUUGAUGACUUGGGCGACGGCAUUUUCACUGCAUCUUUCAGUGAAGGUGGUCUCGUUAAUGUCACUCGAAUCGACGACAUCAAAGUUUCUGUCGUCACCAAAUUCCUGCCUCGAAUUGGGCCAACCCGCCGAGACAUGCCAAUCACGAGGUUUGGCUGCUACCGUGAAUCCGUAAACCAAGGCGACUGGGAGAAUGUCAGAACCAACUUCAAGAACUUUUGCGACGGCGGAGCUGUCAUUCCUGGCGGCGGUCUUCAGUAUGCCGUAAGUGGCAAGCAAGUCGCGUUUGCAUGCUCGUGGGGAGGAAACAACCCAUGUAGUGGUGGCGAGUUCGACGAAUUCCUUGAUUACAUCAAUAAAAAUUGCGGGGGCUGGUAUGGAGGCUGGGUGGACAAGGACAGUUGGGCGAAGCAAUAUGGUAUGCAGCAGAAGGGCGAAGCGAUUUGCGGCAAGGCUGAUCGCGUUCAAUGGCCAAAGCUGUAA
This is a messenger RNA of Colletotrichum siamense, 507 nucleotides long. RefSeq lists its product as uncharacterized. NCBI's taxonomy places the organism in Eukaryota, Fungi, Ascomycota, Sordariomycetes, Glomerellales, Glomerellaceae. The transcript has a single exon. The record is from RefSeq and is a predicted model, not a curated record. Bases 1 to 507 code for a protein of 168 amino acids.